AUGGAAGCACCCAAGCCGCCUUCUAUCCAGGCUAGUCCUUCUCUCGGCGAUUCCGAGUCUACAAACACAAGGCAGUUGAAAGAAGGCGAGCCCGGCCUUCAUUCUGAAAUCCCAGGUCUUGAAUUAGCCAAUGACGCCGGUUCUCCAAAUCACAGUUAUACAGAUAGGCUUGAUGAGUCUCAGGAUCGUCCUAGCGGGCUAUCCCUUAGAACCCUCGAGUCUAACAUACCACCGGAAAUAUUGAUAAAGGGUAGCGAGAAAGUUCAUGUGUCCCCUGAACCUAAGGAUCAUGGGCUGCUAACCCCAGAUUUCAAUAACCCUGAAUAUGUAUCGAGGCUUCUUGAGCAGCUCCAAAAUAAGGGCAUACUUAAAGAGCACGGAUACAAGAAAGAAGAUCCUCAAGAAACAGAGAUAACCAAGCUGGAGCCGACCAAUGGUGUGCCUCCCAGCAGGCCCAUGCUUGCCCCCAAUGCCCGAAACUAUUCAACCGACGAUCACGAAAGGCGGCAUUUAAAGCCAUAUGGCUGUACGUUCCCGGACUGUAAUAAGAAGUUUGGCAGCAAAAACGACUGGAAGCGUCACGAGAACAGUCAGCACCUUAUGUUAGAGCACUGGAUAUGUGAUGAAAAGCAAGCAGACAAGUCUUCCGAGUCGUGUGGAAGGAACUUUCCACGACGAGAGUUAUUCAAACACCAUCUUAGUGUACAUCAUCGCAUCACGGAUCAAGAGUUCUUAGACCGUAAGCUUGAGGCAUGCCGCGUAGGACGAAAUCACGAGACCCGCUUUUGGUGCGGUUUCUGCCAGGAGAUAAUUGAAAUCACGAAAGAGGGUAUAGAAGCUUGGACUGAACGGUUUAACCACAUCGACGAUCAUUUUCAGGGUCGCAACAACCGGGCGAAAAAAGAUAUUAACGACUGGAAAGGUGAUUAUCCUCCUCGUUCUGGUUCUACCAAGCCGCAAGCCAACGAUCCAGAAGAUACCGGCAUCACGUCUUCGGGAAUAGUUUCUUCGUCCAACAAUCCCAGUAUAGAUAACAACAAUAGAGUUGGGAAACCACACGCUCGGGGUACAAAUCAAAAGAGAAAAAGAGGUCUUGAGUCGGAAAUGGUGGCUUCCAAGCGUACCGAGAUAGUGGAGGAAAUGACCAUAGUCAUUUGUGUAUGUGAUAUCCCCUCUUCUCUACAACUAGUGGUCUAA
This is a messenger RNA of Daldinia childiae, 1197 nucleotides long. Its product is annotated as C2H2 type zinc finger domain protein. NCBI's taxonomy places the organism in Eukaryota, Fungi, Ascomycota, Sordariomycetes, Xylariales, Hypoxylaceae. The record is from RefSeq and is a predicted model, not a curated record. Bases 1 to 1197 code for a protein of 398 amino acids. The transcript is spliced from 2 exons.